Messenger RNA from Suillus bovinus, 1341 nucleotides. RefSeq lists its product as uncharacterized. The record is from RefSeq and is a predicted model, not a curated record. Bases 104 to 916 code for a protein of 270 amino acids. NCBI's taxonomy places the organism in Eukaryota, Fungi, Basidiomycota, Agaricomycetes, Boletales, Suillaceae. The transcript is spliced from 4 exons.
GUGGCUGAGCGCUGAGCGCUGAGUGCUCAGAUCCGCAUCACGCCGCCACGCGCAUCAACGACAUCAAAAUCCCUGAGUAUAUGCGCAUUGCAUAACUACCACCAUGAGCCAGCUUGAAUCUGACAACGGCAAUGAUGUUUAUGACAAUACUAGAGUCCACGAUGAUGAUUUGGAUGCAGAAAAUGAACCUUCUGGCGAGAGCAUGUACAACAACGGCAAGGGCAUCACAGUCUCUGUGACAUUUACCCCGCUUCUACCACCUCCAGCAACUGGAGAAAAACGUCGGAAAAAUGCUAAAUCACAGCCCAUAAACCGUGCUUUCUUCAUCCACGAAGAUUCCACCCUUCGAAACCUUCUUGAUACAACAUUCGAGCAGUAUGAUAUCUCCGACAAAAUGAUGUAUGGUAUUGGCAAUCGAUCGGGUCUUCUCGCUCCUACGAACUUCACCAUCACCUAUACAAUCCUUCGCACGAACUAUAAGAAUAUCGUUCUCGGAAACCUUAGUGAUUUCACUACGAUCAUGGAAGAAGUCAAAGAGUACCGGUCACCAGCCUUCAAAUUGACUAUUGUCGAGACAAAGUAUGACAACGGCGAAGAAGCUGAGGAUGAAGAAGCUGACUCAGAUGAACCUGCAGGAAAGAGAGCUGCUACAGGUCCAACUGACGAAGAGAUGGAGCAAAAUGAAGCAAUUGCAAACUUGACUCGCCAGUACACAUGUGAAGACCGAGCAUGUAGUUUUUGUAUCUGCUGGCCAGCUCCGCCAGAGGCCAAGCACAUCAACUUGACACCAUUACAUCUCAACACAUGGGCUGCUGCAAUGGUCCGCAUGAUGUUCCAAAGUAUAUCGUCUUUGCACAUUACUGAUAAUAGGCAUUAUUGUGGGAUAGGUUGGUCCGAACAAGCAGCCAGGUGUUGAUUUAGACAAUCCACCAAACACAAAGAUUUUCGACGUUACAUACACAGAUCCAACUGACAUCGCAAUGCUCUCACAACAACAUCUCAAUGCAGUUACACAGACUCAAUCCUCCGCACCAAGUAUUGUCAUCAAUAACGACUUCAAGGAUAUUGUUGGCCUCCUGAAUGGUGACCGUGGACCUGAUCCUGCUAUCAAGAAUGCUCCACAGCCUGUUCUCUGUCAACAACCUGCUGCCCUUCGACCGAAAUUGAGUUUACUCGAUUUUUGCAACCGAUUCGACCUUUCGCAAUGGCUAUGUGAGAAGUUGGACGAGAUUGAUGUGACUGGCCCACACUGCCUUCGGUUCCUUCAGAAUGCUGACCUACUUGGUGCUGGACUAUCUCUUGGCGAGCUCACAGAUAUUCGUGAUGCGGAGGAACGGUGGA